GAAGCAGUCUUCCCUUGUGUUCUGAAGAUUUUACCUAACUGCAUUUUCAACAAAAAGGAUCCGAUCGUCUUGGGGGUUGAUGUCCUUGAGGGCAUUGCAAGGGUUGGCACUCCUAUUUGUAUUCCUCAAAGGGAAUUCAUUGAUAUUGGCCGAAUAGCUUCAGUUGAAAAUAACCAUAAACCUGUUGAUGUUGCCAAGAAAGGCCAGAAAGUGGCCAUUAAGAUAGUUGGAUCCAAUCCUGAGGAGCAGCAGAAAAUGUAUGGGAGGCAUUUUGAGCUUGAUGAUGAGCUUGUUAGUCACAUUUCUAGGAGGUCAAUUGAUGUUCUCAAAGCUAAUUAUAGGGAUGAUCUGACCCUUGAGGAGUGGAGGCUGGUUCAGAGACUGAAGAUCCUUUUCAAAAUACCAUGAGCAUGAUUGAAUAGAUUCGAGCUGUUGCUUUUCUAAACAGUGAUUCCAAGGGGCCGUCAGUUGUAAAUAUCCAAUCCAAGGUUUGGCUUGAGAGAAAGGAUCGAUGCUGAAAAUACUAGAGUGAAACAAUUUUGAUGUCAAUUUUACGAAUGGGGGGGAAAUCCCACUUAAAGUUUUGAAUGAGGAAAGCCGAUAUAAAGCGCACUGCAGGGAAUGGUCAUUGUAAGUUUUCGAUCCCCGAUCCUUAUGUGCCUGCAGUGGUGUGGGGGGUGCUACAUCUUCCAGCACUCGUAUAGUUCAAAGCAGAUUGUAAAAAAAUCUACAAAUAUCCCAAACUUACCUGGUGCUCUUCCUUGAUAAAAAUUUUUGACUGAUAUGUAUGAGACAAGUAAUAAAGGAAACAUUCAUUUGUUUUUGUUGGUUUUUCAGUUACAACAUAUAGAAAUGAUUGCAUGAGAAAUUACCUA
Theobroma umbraticum is the source of this 875-nucleotide messenger RNA. RefSeq lists its product as uncharacterized. NCBI's taxonomy places the organism in Eukaryota, Viridiplantae, Streptophyta, Magnoliopsida, Malvales, Malvaceae. Gene Ontology annotation, biological process: translational initiation. Gene Ontology annotation, molecular function: translation initiation factor activity. The record is from RefSeq and is a predicted model, not a curated record. Gene Ontology annotation, cellular component: mitochondrion; cytoplasm.